Lymnaea stagnalis (great pond snail) is the source of this 891-nucleotide messenger RNA. NCBI's taxonomy places the organism in Eukaryota, Metazoa, Mollusca, Gastropoda, Lymnaeidae. The record is from the annotation of a GenBank genome assembly.
CAGAAAUUUCGAGGACGACCCCGUCUACCUGGACGCGGUUCCCAAGCUGAUAGCCGGGGACGUUAAGGUCUCGAGGGCCGCGGCCAAAGUCCUGAGGACGUCUGCCGGGUACGACGGCGACACCAAGGUGGAGGCUCUGCCUCUUCCAGGGGGUGCGUCCAUGAACCUCGCCAGCCCCAUACUCAAUGAGGAGACCGACCUGCGGCACAGGCGCGUGGAUUCGGAGGAUGCCAAGAAGAAUGACGAGGAAAUUGAGGAGAUGGACGUGAUCCAUUACGAUGAACUCCUACGCAAGCGUAACGACGUCGCGUCGGCGGAGGAAGAUGAAAAUACAAACGAGAACGCUGGGAAUAAGCCAACCGGCGAAGAUGCCGAAAGGGAAUUCGAAGAAGUCGAUUCAACCAAAUCCAAUGACGAUAAACGUGACGUCACACAAAGCGGCGACGAAACCACCCCGGUCACCAAAGCCACCAGCACUCCGCCGACGGACGACUUUGAAAGCGCCGUCAAGGAAGCAAACGACGAGACUCUGAUCCUAGAUGCAGAGGUGAAUCCUGAUAUCGACGAGUCCCUGAUCGACGUGACACAAUCUUAUGAGAGGGCGCCAAACGACAACGCCGGGAAUGACGCCAAAGCACCCGACACCGAAGCUUCCACCGAUAAUCUCGAAACCGAGGCCUCGCAAAACCAAAAUGGAGAGAAGACCGAAGAGUACGACACCGAAGCUGAACACAACUACUUCCGGCGUCAACGCCGAUCCCCGAAGAGGAAGGGAGAACAAGCAGAACCGGGUGCCCGAGCGAGAACAAAAAAGCCAAAAGUCUUUGAGGGGGAUAAAAUAGAAGGCUACAAAAAUCUAAUGAAAGUUAACAUAAAUGAAAAGAAAAUCGG